ACACUUAAACACAGUAAGGAUUAACACUCUAUCCAAUGCCAAUCCAUCCCCAUCCUCUACAUGAAUGCAAAUUGACAGUGAAAAUAAAGGAAGGAAAUGACACCGGCAGUGUUUUGCUCAUGGAGCUAGACAAUUCCUGCGCAUCUCAUUGUGAUUUACAUCAUUUAAGCCACAUAGCCUAGAAAUCUGGUUCUUGAUGGCAGAGCUCAAACCUGAACAGCAACAGACGGUUCAGUCCAUUGAAGUUCUUGGCUGCAUUCCGACUAUUGAACGUCCCUCUCUGCAUGGAACAGUGAGUCCCUGUGCCUUGCGCGAUUCCUCGCAUCAGCAGGCGAACGCAGACGAAUGGAGGUGCGAGGGCGUUGAACUUGGUGUCACUGCGCCACCUGCGUGGCUACAUGGGAACUGCAGUCUCUGCUUUGGUUUAAAAGCUCUGGCAACACGCAGGGGGGUUACAGUGUGGAUUGUGGUCCUACAGAUAAAAAGUUCGCAGGGGAUAUUCUAGCGCACAGGAGGAAAAGUCGUUGAGAACAUGGCAAACAAACCACAGCAGCCUCCUCACCUUCAUCUGGCGGAGUUGAGCGCCACCCAGUUCAUCGACAUCUGGAACCAUUUCGAUACGGACGGCAAUGGCUACAUUGAGGGCAAGGAACUGGAGAACUUCUUCAGGGAGUUGGAGAUUGCACGGAGAGGGGCCGGAGUGGACCCAUCAAACUCCACUUUCAGAGAGAAGAUGAAGGAGUUUAUGCAGAAGUUUGACAAGAACGCAGAUGGGAGAAUUGAGAUGUCAGAGCUGGCUCAGAUUUUGCCCACGGAGGAGAACUUCCUGCUUUGCUUCAGAGAGUUUGUUGGAUCCAGUUCUGAGUUCAUGGCGGCUUGGCGACGAUACGAUACAGAUCGCAGUGGGUACAUUGAAGCUAAUGAACUGAAGGGAUUCCUCUCAGACCUGCUGAAGAAAGCCAACAGACACUACGAUGACCAGAAGCUUCAUGAGUACACACAGACAAUACUCAAGAUGUUUGAUCUAAACGGAGAUGGGAAGCUGGGCCUGUCAGAAAUGGCGAGGCUUCUCCCAGUUAAGGAAAAUUUCUUACUGAAGUUCCAGGGUAUCAAACUGACCUCUGAGCAGUUCAAUGCUAUCUUUGCAUUCUACGACAAGGAUGGAAAUGGCUACAUUGAUGAGCAGGAGCUUGAUGCUCUGUUGCGUGACCUCUAUGAAAAGAACAAAAAGGAGGUGGACACCAAAAACCUGAUUGACUACAAGAAGAGCAUCAUGGCCCUGUCGGACGGAGGGAAGUUGUACCGCUCCGAGCUGGAGAUUGUGCUCUGCAGGGAGCCCAUGCUGUGAACCCUGACAACCAUCGCUGUCUGUUUUUUGACCUCCAUGACCUUAUCUGCCCAUCCCCAGAUCACACCCACCCACCAGCUGCUUGGCGACUGUAACCUGGUGCAUGUGCCGGUCACUCCCUUCAUGAGUUUUGAAUGAAUGUGCAACUGAGAAGCACAACCCAGCUCUCCCUCAGAACCCCUGUCCCCACUCGUCCCUGCAGACUGACCCAGCUAUUACGUUGCCCCUCAAAUUCUACAUUUAACAAAAUGAAUAAAGAUGAUAAAGGUACUUCUGAUAAUUAUGAUUGCAAUGUGAACAGGAGAGGAAUGAAAAUGAAUAUAAUAGGAUUAUUUAUUCUGAAUGCUUGGUUUGACUUUUCUCCUCUCUUUUUUCUCUGUUUGAUCUGGUGUUUCAUCGUUAAAUUAUUAUCCUGUUACAUUUAGAUUUUUGAUGUUGGGUUUUCUGGCUGAUACUGUUAUAAUGAGGAUAUUAUCGAAAGCAUUAAUUAAAGAUAUCUUACGAUUAA
Molecule: messenger RNA, 1856 nt
Organism: Oncorhynchus kisutch (coho salmon)
Lineage: Eukaryota; Metazoa; Chordata; Actinopteri; Salmoniformes; Salmonidae
Gene: calb2a
Product: calbindin 2a
Exons: 11
Coding region: 533-1348 (271 amino acids)
Biological process (GO): regulation of presynaptic cytosolic calcium ion concentration; regulation of long-term synaptic potentiation
Cellular component (GO): nucleus; dendrite; terminal bouton
Molecular function (GO): calcium ion binding
Source: RefSeq, a predicted model, not a curated record